AUGGCAGACGUCGCGGUAGCCGUUCUUCGCGUAGUGGCCGACAUCCGCAAUGUUGCGGAAAGGAUUCAACAGAAAGACGGGCAGGCGUGGCGGUUGUCCGACAGAGUAUCGGCCAUCGAGUCUCCUGUGCUCGCCGUCAAGGAGGGCUCCAAAGUUUCUUCUUCCGAGUCAUUGCACCAGCUAUUGUUGGCCGUAGAGGAAAUCCGAAACUUCUUGGAGGGGUACGCGCGAACGACAAACUUCAAUCGCGCGCUGAAGCGAAAAGCGAACGCCGACAACUUCGCGAAGCUAAGCGUCAUGCUCACCGAGGGGAUGCAGGCACUUCAGCUGGACAUUGCCGUGGACGCUUGGGCGAAAGAGGAUGCAUCGGACCGCCUGGAUGACCUCGAGAACAUGGUGGGCAUCAUGGAAAGAAUGGAGCGCAACCGCACGGACAACCACGAAGAAGUUAUGGGUGUGUUGAAGGCUCUCCGACAAGACGAGCGCACGGAGCUAACGGGUUGGGUCGAAAUCGACUACGACAAAGACCUGGAUUUGGACGGCAGCACCCUGCUGGGGUCGGGGGGGUUCGGCGAAGUGCGCACGGCCAAGUGGAACGGGGCGGACGUAGCAGUGAAGCACCUCCUCACGGGCGGCCUCCAGCGAGACUGUAUCCGCUCCCUGAGGAAGGAGAUUCGCCUUCACUCAAGUCUGCACUUUGAGUUCGUGGCCGCGCUAUACGCAGCUUCGACCAUUGCCCCCCACCUUUGCCUGGUCGUGGAGCUCGCCAGGGGGGGCUCUCUACAACACUACCUGUACUCAACAACCGCGCCGCUCGCACAUGCGCUGCAGACAGCGUUCCUGUACGAUAUUGCAAGGGGCAUGUCGUUCUUGCACACCAAGGGUAUCCUGCAUCGCGAUCUCAAAUCUGCGAACGUCCUCAUGUUCGCCAACAGUCGCCUGAAGCUCUGCGACUUCGGGUUGUCCAAGGUCAAGACCGACCUUUCAAGCAGGUCGAUGCACGGUGCUGUAGGGACCACCCAAUGGAUGUCUCCAGAAGAAAUGGACGAAAGCCCGGCGAACGAGCUUACAGAUGUGUACAGUUUUGGCGUCCUGUGCUUCGAAGUGGCCACCCGUACAGAGCCGUUCAAGGGGAAGAGGCCUGCACAGGUGAUCGGGGCGGUGCUCUAUAGGAACGAGCGGCCGAAACUUCCCCAUGGUGCGUCUGCUUCGCCCGAUGUCGUUCCUCUGAUGGAGCAAUGCUGGAAGGAAGACCCCAAGGAACGCCCCGAGGGGUUUGAGCCGGUGGUGGUGGCGCUGGCGAACGUGGUGUCACGAGUUGGAGACCCUCGCCAUCACGGAGCGGCGGCCACGCAUGGCUCCUCGUCCUCAGGUCCCAAUGUUAAUGGUGACGCGCCGAGCGUUGCCCCCAGCAUGGCGCGAUUAACGGUUGGCGGCGAGGUUGAAGCGUCAGGUUUGACUGACUUCGCGUCCCAACCGACCGGAGCUGAUUCUGGGACCUCUGCCGAUGAAAGAAAUGCGCUGCUGCCCGCUGUAUCCGGUAGCGGUAGAGGUUUUUCUGCUCUCGGGCGGAAAUUGUCGCGGCGUGCUGCGAAGGGCACCGGUGGCGAGCACAUGUUUGCACCGAGUGCGGACCUGCCAAUGGCGAGCGAGGACCCCCUGCCGUCUACAGGCAGCAACCGGCUCAAGAAGAAGCUUUCCAAGAUGUUCGGCCGAACGCUGAGCACGAGGGGCAAGCACGAAGAAGAAGAGCUGCUAAACGAGCGCCCCGACCAACUAGACCUAGAGGUCGCUAAGGAACUCCACGUCCGGGCGGAAGAUUUGAGAAACCAGGGGAAGUAUGACGAGGCCGCGCAGUUGUAUCUGCGCGCCACGGGAAUUUGGGAGAAUAUCCUGGGUCGGGACGACCCUCUAGUGGCCACCGCGCUCAAUAACCGGGCUGGGUUGUUGAGCAGUGAGUCGGGUGUGUAG
Ectocarpus siliculosus is the source of this 1971-nucleotide messenger RNA. The record is from the annotation of a GenBank genome assembly. NCBI's taxonomy places the organism in Eukaryota, Phaeophyceae, Ectocarpales, Ectocarpaceae.